AUGGACCACGAGCACCACCACCAGGACUCGUAUGAGGACCACAAUGCGUCUUGGGCACACGCAACUCACUAUGACCCUCAGCAUCAGUCGCCGGUGCAAGAUUUCAACCAUUUCAGCUAUGGCCCGAUUCCCAUGGAGCCCAUAUACACGAAUGCGAUGCAGCCUCCGCCGCAGCAUAGGACCGCACAUUCGCAACUUCAUCCACUGAUCAUGCCCCAAGUCUCUCAAUGGCCGAGCAUGUUGACGAGUCAGUCGACCUACGUACCGCCCAUUUUCCCUUCGGCGCCAGUUCCCAUCACUCCGGUUUCCGCUACGCCCGUGUCGGCGACCUCGACGCACUCUGGCCGCACGUCAAGCACUCCGCGCAAAACCCUCACGGAUGCGGACCGCAGGAGGAUGUGCCAAUAUCACGAGGACCAUCCUACUGUCAAGCAAACCGAGAUUGGAGGUGAGCCAAGCUUCGUCACUAGCAGUAUUACCGUGUCGAAAGUGCUGCGCCAGAAGGAGAAAUACCUCUACCAGGACGAUGGCAGCCGAUCACCCAUAAAAAGGUCGAAAGGCAAAUUCCCAGAUAUCGAGCGAGCACUCGCCAAUUGGGCACGAAACCAUCAGCGACAAGGCCUCCCUCUUACGGAUACCAUCAUCCGAGACAAGGCAAAAUUCUUUGCAACAACAGUGGGCAACAACGACAGCCAUCUGAAGGCGACCAGCACCAGCUGGCUUGAGAAGUUCAAGCAGAAGAACAAUCUACUAGGCUCCAAGUCCAGAAAAGGUUCUAUUGCAGAGGAGUCGGAGGGCACCUCGAAUCCGCCUUCGAAUGUGCACACUCCUGGCGGCAUUUCGCCUGCCUCACCGAGCGGGGCAUCACCCUCACCGCUAACGGUCUCGGCAAAACCCAGCAAGGAAGAACUCAAGACAGAGAGUCCGGAUAUACAAGGGUUUCCCGCUCGCCGCCCAUUCCACUCGCAAAGUAAUACAUCAUUGUCAAGCGUAUUCACUGAUACCGCGCCCUCGUCGUUCUCAGCCGGCCCAACCAGCCCUACGUCGUUGUCGUCGCCAUUCUUCACACCAGAUUCAGCAUGCGGAACGAACCCCUUCACCCUGAAUCAACAAGCCAGAGGCCAACCAGGCAGUAGCAACUUCCAACGACCGCGCAGCCAAACGUUUCCCAUGUUAGUUGGUGUGGAGCAGUACAUGUCACCCCCGCCAUCAUCAGAGGCGCUGACUCCCAAAUUUCUGAAUACGACUGCGCUAGAUUCCCCUAUGGACGAGUUCCACCCAUCUCUGGCCGCGAUAGACGAUGCCAUGCAAGCUUCGCCGACAACGAUUACGAACUCCAUGCAACCGCCCCCGUUGCCCAACGGUUUACCGACAAUGACAUCAGUCAGUACCAUGCACCAGUCAAGUGUAUUACAAAGCGUGUCAGAAGAUACAUCCCCCGGUUCGCCUUCCCAAGAGGAGGCUGCACGCGCCCUAGAGCUUGUUUGGACUUUCUUUCAGCAACAGCAUGAAGAUUUCGUUGUGGAACCCCAGGAGUACGUCACCAUCGGCAAGCUUAUGGAAAAGCUCAAGCUCAAACGCAGCUCGGAAAGCCUACCUUCCGGAAUGCGCCGAACGUCGGAACCCAAUUAUGGCACAGUGGACAAGGUUGAGAGUAUCGACUCGUUACACUAG
Molecule: messenger RNA, 1674 nt
Organism: Didymosphaeria variabile
Lineage: Eukaryota; Fungi; Ascomycota; Dothideomycetes; Pleosporales; Didymosphaeriaceae
Exons: 2
Coding region: 1-1674 (557 amino acids)
Cellular component (GO): nucleus
Molecular function (GO): DNA binding
Source: RefSeq, a predicted model, not a curated record